Corylus avellana is the source of this 600-nucleotide messenger RNA. RefSeq names its product small ubiquitin-related modifier 1. The record is from RefSeq and is a predicted model, not a curated record. Gene Ontology annotation, molecular function: protein binding. Lineage: Eukaryota; Viridiplantae; Streptophyta; Magnoliopsida; Fagales; Betulaceae.
AAACAAGAAAGGGUCGGCAGCGAGAGACAAAAAGUGAAGCCCUUGGAACUGGUGGUGGACUCUCUCAAGUGAAAUCGGGUUUUUAGAACGAGAAAUCGGAGACCGAAACUGAAAGAUGUCCGGCGUGACGAACCAGGAGGAAGACAAGAAGCCCACCGAUCAGUCGGCCCACAUCAACCUCAAAGUCAAGGGCCAGGAUGGGAAUGAAGUAUUUUUCAGGAUUAAGAGGAGCACUCAACUGAAGAAGCUUAUGAAUGCGUAUUGUGAUCGUCAGUCUGUGGAGUUCAACUCAAUUGCAUUCUUGUUUGAUGGCCGUCGUCUCCGAGCAGAGCAGACUCCAGAUGAGCUGGAAAUGGAAGACGGUGAUGAGAUAGAUGCCAUGCUGCACCAAACUGGGGGAGCUAUUGCCUAAAGGGUUUGGCAGGUCAUUUCUCUAGCAGGAGAGAAAUAUAAAUAGAUUUUAGCAUUUCCAAAAGACAAUAUUUGGAACUGUAAUGCCUAUUAAUUAUGUGCUAGACAACCAGCCUUUUCUGAAUCAUUAUGGGAUAUGCCUUGUUAAUUUCGAAAGAGUUUUGUAUUCAGUUAUUUCCUCAGGGAUUA